Messenger RNA from Penicillium robsamsonii, 411 nucleotides. RefSeq lists its product as uncharacterized. The record is from RefSeq and is a predicted model, not a curated record. NCBI's taxonomy places the organism in Eukaryota, Fungi, Ascomycota, Eurotiomycetes, Eurotiales, Aspergillaceae. The coding region runs from base 1 to 411 and encodes 136 amino acids. The transcript has a single exon.
AUGUCUUUGAAGGGCUUGAGAUCAAACCCGCCUCUCCUUCACAAGCUAGUGCCAUCUACUAAAAUCGACCUUGCCAAGUCCAUCCGCCACUACAUGCAAUCAACUUUUCGCUUUGGGAAAGGAACUGUCUCUCCUCGCAGUUUAAAUAGAAUGCAAUCUCAGUUUACAAUUUGCAUGGACGACGCCUACGGUUACAAGAUUGGCACACAAGACUUCGACCCGGACACCAUUUUUCCUGAGAUUGUCACCCUCGGCAAUCAACUCUCCGCCAUUCUGCAAAAGCAACUCACACCCCUGCAAAAAAGUGAGUUCGAAAAUCACGUCCUCCAUUGCCUUGCCACUAUGGUGUAUGGAUCUAAUAUGAUCGCGCGCUGGAAGCGGUUCCAGAAUCACACUCAAGCUUUAUUGUAG